This is a messenger RNA of Glossina fuscipes, 5546 nucleotides long. RefSeq lists its product as uncharacterized. The record is from RefSeq and is a predicted model, not a curated record. The coding region runs from base 257 to 4135 and encodes 1292 amino acids. NCBI's taxonomy places the organism in Eukaryota, Metazoa, Arthropoda, Insecta, Diptera, Glossinidae. The transcript is spliced from 14 exons.
GAAAAAAUCUAUAAUAGAAAAAAGAAGGAAAAAGAGUAAGCAAAAAUGUCGUAAUUGGGAAAGCAUUAAUAAAAAUAAUUGUCAACAACAACUUUAAUAUCAUCUCCUCAUUAUCAUCAAAGGAAGACAUUAAUUGAAGCCCGUAAACUCGACUGAAUAAUUCUUUAGAAGUAAUAAUUGACCUAAUUCGGAAUAUAAAAAAGAGGACCAGUGCCAGUAGAGACUGGGAAAAAAAAGAGUGAGUGGAGAAAAAAAAAUGCCAUUAAACACCAGCACAUCUGCACAACAAUUGCGUCCAUUAUCUUUGACUGGACCAGAACGUGAACCGGUGCAAUUUACAGUCAAUUUAGUAGGAGCACCCACAGAAGUUGAGCAAUUGGUGCAACAAAUUAAAACGGUAGCCGAACAAUUUCUUUACCACUGGAAAAGUUUUCCAAUAGCUUUGCCGCAACCUUUAUCUGCGGCUUCAUUGGCUUUAAGCGGUUUUGGCCACAAUGGCUCGAGUACGGUGGGUGGUAGCCGUAAAAUGCGCCCGAUUAAUUUGCGUGACUUAUUUAUAGCGCCACCAUUUGAUGAAUUGGAUGCUGUUGCCUCAGAUGUUACCGGCGAACCACGUCGUCUAACUAAUACUCAGUUGAAAACGCUACGCGAAAACGGCUUACAAAAGGAUAAAUAUGGAAAACCUAAGAAAUUAACUUUGGAACAAUUGGAAACCAUACGUAAAAAUGGGGAAUUCGACGUUCCAAGUUUGCAUUUUUCUGGACAAGUGCACAAAUGGCGCCUGUCGCAGUUGCUUCAAAAGGGCACUUUACGAGCUCAUGAUUCCUUUUUAAGCGAUUUGGCUUUAGCUGCACGCUUUCUGGUCGUAACUGCACGUAGUCGUAUAUUUUCGCAUUUCUUCUCCGUCUUUUAUGCUGCUCGUGCUCUAUUGAUCGGCUUAAUUAAAUUGCUGGAUAUGAUAGUAGGAGUGCCCGCAUUGUUGGCGCAUAAUCUCGACUAUAAAAUUAAAGAAGAAAGAUGCCGUUUUCUAAUAGCAGAAUUGGUGUGUAGGCCUGAGUUUGAAGACUGUUUGGAUGGUUUAUGCUCAUACGUUCGAAAAAUACUACGCCGCGCUACUAUGGAGAAGUUCGAUUUUAACAGUUGCGAUAUAACGCAACCAAUACCGUAUCUGUUCUUAACACCCAAAGGUCAAGAAAUAGAUUUACGCUUAUUUUGUCGUGAUAUUAUGCGCAAAGCAUUACCGAUUUUGCUAUGUAUUCUGGAAAGAGAGACACGAGGUUGGUUUUUACACUUUCGUGAACGCUUAAUUGCUGAGCUAAGAGCUAAAAAGUUAACGGACAAAGAAAUUGAAGAGGAAGUCAACGAAGCGGUUAUGAAAGAAUAUUUGCAGCGUGUUUACUCUUCAAUCCUAUCAAAUGCCAAACUCUUGGAAUUGGGUGUGGGUAUACCCGAACUGCUCGUACAACAAGCUCAAUCGGUAGUCAUCAUGUACAAGGCGGUAGAAAAAGUGCAACGUGAUAUUAAACGUUCCCGCGAAGACCAUCAGAAAUGUUUAGCCAAUGAUCACUCCGUUUUAUCAAGAGUUGCUCCUUGGUUGCGUUCCAAACUUCGCCACGCUGAAGAACAUAAAUUCAAGAAAUCCGCUUGGUCAGCUCAUGAAGAAGCCUUAAAAAUGUGCACAAAACAUAAUCUGCUACAAACUGCCUAUUUUCUAAGCCGUGAUUUAGCCUUUAUGAAAGAACGUGAGCCGGUUCUUUUAAAGGAGCUGAAAAACGCCAAAGCGCCUACACGUAGUUUUCAAUGGGCCUGUCGUAUUUGGUCCCCAAAAUCUUGGAUAAUCAGGCGUAAUUUUCAGGGUCAAUCUGAUAUAAUACCUACAGUUAUUAGUCAACAGGCUACUUCCAUAGUAACACCACGUUCAGAUCCUAGUCAACCGGUGUUUUUAGUUGAAAAGGAAAUUAUACGCACUACUAGCACACGUUGGCCAUUCUGGCGACUAUUGAAUCUUAUGCAACGUACUUGGUGUUGGACUUGGAAUAUGAUGUUUCUUCUGGGCAUAUUAGUGCCGUGGUGCAGUCCAUUAAGUUUAAGAGCUUUAUUUUGUGUCAAGCCUUUCAUGCCUGAUUUAGAAUUAUCACAGGUUAAUGGUACACUCUUUCCGCGCAAAACAAGUAUAACGCAGACUAUGGGUUCGCGUUUAAUUGAACUGUGGCGACACAUAUCAAAAUCGCGUACACGUUUCGAAACUGAGCCAGAUACGGGUUUCAUAGGCAAAGGCUUGACGCGCAAUUUAAAUCGCAUUUGGAAUUACUUUAUUAAAGGCUUCCUAGGCACUAUUGUCAUAUUAUUUGCCUUUCCAUUGCUCUGUUUGGCAACAAGUUUUUUAAGCAUUUUAUUAGCAUUGACUGCUCCGCUAUGGAUACCAGUUUUCACCAUAUUUUUACAUCUGUAUAUGAUAUUAAUAUAUGACAUUGAUUCGCCGAAUAACAAUAGAAAUCGUUAUUGCAUAUUAUUAGAGGCUUUAAUCUGGAAUAUACUAAGUCAAGGUUGUUUACAACCGAUUGCAGCCGUAUUAGUGGCCAUCAUUGUGUGUCCUUUGGCUUCAGGUGUUAUAUUAGUCGUGGGAGUCGCACGAUAUGCUUUACGUUUGUUAUGGGACUCUUUAACUUUCCACUUAUUUAUCAAAAAGUGUGGUCGUGUUCCUGCUUCCGACAGUAUUGCUGUGAGACGUAUAGCCGGGCCGGGCUUGGCGUUAGAUUAUUACUUCAUGAUACGGCCUGAGCAAGCUUUGGCUGCGUUUGAGGCUAAAAUGGAAUUAGACGAAUUGCAGGCGUAUCAACAUGCAAUGGAGCGUAUCAUAUUACAGCCACAGAAAGACUUUUCGCAAUUCGUGGAAGCAUGCUUUGGACCCUUUUCAGCACAAUUAGCUAAAAUGGGACCCUACUUAUCAUUGGACCGGGAGGCACAAGAUUUAAUGACCACCCUACAUGAGAAACUAGAAAAGCGUAGACGCGAACUACAAACUUCUUUAACAACACAAGUGAAAACUCGCAUCAAGUUAAAUACAAAAGAAUUAAAAAUUGCCAUACAACUUGCCGCCCACAUUUUGGAAAAAUACUAUCCGUCUCAUAUUAUAGCACGUUUAUCGAUCAGUGAAGAAGAAUUUUGGGAUAACAAGGGGUUAGCGGUUAACGAUUGGCCAGGUUUAGCUGGUUUAAUUUACACUGAAAUCUUUAGCUUAGAUUUUCUGACUCCUCUAACUGAAAAUGAUACUCAUUUCAAAUUGGAACCUCAUCCUUCUCUCGAUUUGACGCGUUAUUCUGAAAUGGUACAAAAUGCUACGGAUGUUAUCGGUUCCAAAGGCUUAGACUUACUGGGUAACGUUUAUGCGCCGCGCGGCAAUGUCCAAGUACAUUUGCCCUUUUUAGAAGUCACUGCUUUUAAUCCACGCUCACGUAUAACAUUAACGUUUCGUAAACCAGAAAAAAGAGAUAUGUCGGUAGGUUUAACUACACCGCGUGUGCGAGCUCAUCGUGCUGCCCAGCAAAGUAAAUUACCCGAUACACAACAUUGGCGUCCUUGGAAAAAAAAAACUGACGAGAAAAGUGCUACUGAGAAGCUUUUAAUACCUCUGCCGGUACCACAUCCGGUCCAUAUAGCCAUUAACAUUUACAAUCGUGACGCUGAACAUCCUAUACCGUUGGAUUCUGAACUUGUCUGGGAAAUUCUCAAAUCUAUUGAAGACUGUCAAAAUGGUGAGAUUAUGGCGAUGUCAUCAGUGACGCGUUAUCGAAACGCCGUAAUGGAAUCGAGCAAUGACUCUCUGGCCUCUAGCAGUAGCUUGGGUAGUACACGAGAAUCCGGCUCCGCCACAGGUGGCUCAGGCACGGGUGUCGAUAAUGGCACCGAAACGCUGCCUUGUGUUAAUCGCGAGGUUUGCACCCAAGUAAAGGUGGCGGAAGAGCAUUCACCCAAUUCUGGUUUUCAUUGGACUUUAAGCAAUUGGGGUGCAGCACAAACAACUCGUCGACGUACAAAUUCUAAUGUACGCGUCGACUUGGCUAGUCCCGAGGAUAUUUCCCUGGAUACAGAUAGUUCACGAGCCGUUUUCAAUCCCUACGGAACGACUGUGUAAGAGUUAGUGCAACAAACGCCAACGUAACGUAAAUAUUCCUUUUUCUUAAUUGAUUUAAUUAGUUUAAAAAAUAUUUUUUUUUAAGCGAUGAAAAAAAAAAAUUUUUGUAUUAUUAUAAUGAAAAAUUUUUAUAACGCAGAGACGAGAAACAAAAACCAUCUAAACUAUAUAUAGCAUAAACUAGAUAUAUUAGCAAACACAUAUAUCAAAACAAAAACAAUAUCCUAAGACCAAACUGAUAAUUGUAAAAAUUUUAAAUUAUUCUAAAUUUCAAAUUAAACGUGUUAAAGAAUAUUUUACAAAUAUAUAUUUAUUAACUAGGUUAUUAAUCACGAAUCUCCAGUGCAUAUACAAUUACAUCUUUUUUUAAAUUUAUUUAUUACCCACCAUCUGAAAGAUAAAAUAUGUGAUUCUAUACGUAAUGUAAAGGAAUUGGAAUCGAAAGCUUUAGAUAAAGUCUGGGUUCAUGCCUAACGACAUGCAUUGAAAUUCAAAUUUACAAAAUGCCUUAUAAUACUUUGAUAUAUUUUAAUAAGCGUUAGUUAAAACAGUCUCCAGAAAGCCACUAGGUUCUUACCUUACUGAUAAAUGCCAAUUUCUGUCGUUAUAUAUUUGAUAUCUUAGCGGCUAACACGGCGAAACCUCCACAAACUUGAAAGGCGGGAAGCAGAGAUGAUUGUGAAGGACUAUUGUCCUUAUCGGACUCUUAAAUCCAUUAUUUUAUUGACAUUGUCAUUCGAAUUUUCCCUCGUUAACAUCGAUCAUAUAAAAUGGUUCUAUAAUUGGACCUCGCGUGACGAACAGACGUUUUGAAGCUUUAAAACGGAAUAUUUGGCUCAUGUCAAACCAUAUGAUGACGUUUUCAAAAUGAGAAUAUUUAUAUUUUCUAUAUCUAAAUGGAAGGAUCACUGUAUGUCGACAUUUGUUUGUAUUUCGAUAAACUAUUUUCUAUGAAAGGUAGUGGGUAUCGAACACUUCGGCUUAAACCGAAAAUAAUCGAAAUUUAUUUACAUCUAGUCGCCAUUAUUUCAUCAAAAAUAUUUUUUAUAUAAAGUCAAAACGAAUAUAUAUAAAUCGUAGUGCAUUUGCGCAUCCAUUUCAAUACUUGUAACUCAUAAAUCAUGUUUAUUUUCUGCUCAUUUAUUCCUUACUCAUUUGAUCACUUACUUAUAUUCUUGUGCAAGUAUGCAACUAAACUUAAUUUAGUUAUUCUUAUAUUUAAUUAAAAUCUUCACAUACUCACACUUAAACGCGGACAUGAUCGUUUCUCAUUAUUAUAAAUUAUUUUACAAUUCAUUGUAACUUGCUUCAUACUUAACCAUGUUACUCACACAUAAUUUUACUUAUUGUUAUAACAAUUGUAUUGGUGAGAUUAAAAUUUAUUUUUGGUCUUUUAUGAAAAGUAUGAAUG